Messenger RNA from Podarcis lilfordi (Lilford's wall lizard), 12187 nucleotides. NCBI's taxonomy places the organism in Eukaryota, Metazoa, Chordata, Lepidosauria, Squamata, Lacertidae. The record is from the annotation of a GenBank genome assembly.
UUGUAGCCGCGCGGUCACGUGAAAAAAUACCUCCCCCCGGUAGGGCGAGCGUCACGUGGCCGGAAGAAGGGCAGGGAGGGGAAGAAGCACGAGAGAGCGGCGGAGACAGGCGGGCAGGGGUCGCCGAAGGGCCUCGCCCGACGCCGCAUGUGACCCGCCAGGCCAGGCCGCUCUCCGGACGCCGCCAUGGGGUGUUGCUACAGCAGCGAGAACGAGGCCUCGGACCAGGUGAGAGGGGAGGGGAGGCCUUGCCUCUCGGCUGGGCGGGCGGUUCUGAGGCUCGGGUGGUCGGUCCCUGGGGCCGGGCGAGGGGCCUCUGCGGGUCCCCCUGACCCCUUCGAGGAGGCGCUGACAUACAAGCUACGGCACCAGGAGAACCGUGACUUCAAAGAUGAACGGGAGCCCUUUACAAAGUAUUUGAAGACGCAGCAGAGCGAACUGGACUCCUUGGCUGGCUCGGAAUCAACCGCCACAAACUUUUUUAUUGAUCAUAAUCAGCUAAAUAGUUUGAGGAUCUGUACAACUGCGUAAAAAAGCAUUCUUUGAGAAAUCGAAGACUGGAACUGAGGGAAGUCGGGGGUGGGUGGGUGGGGGGAGGGAGGAAAAAGGGGAGGGGGAAGUAAGGAUGUUCUGUUUCUGGAUAAUAUGUUUUGUUUUAAUAAAAUAAUUUUAAAAGAAAAAGAGGAGGCGCUUCCCUCCCAGGCCUGGUGCGCGUGGAGACCCUCGGAGCCAACUCCCAGGGGCCGAGGUCCCUUUGCGCCCCCCAAUUCAAGCUUUGCCCUCCUCCUGGCGAAGGGCAUGGCCCUUCAGAGGGUGUGCAUGUGACCAAUUAUGCGGGGUGGGGCCUAGCCCUCCCCCCCAAAUAUUGUGUCCAAGUAGCCACCCCUGGGGGAGACCCCCGCCAUGCCUGCGCCUCGGCAUAUGCUUUUGGGCUCUGAGCAUGUGCCCAGAAAUGCAUUGCUGGGGAGCAAGAAGGAAGCCGAGGAAAUCGGGCUUGGGGAGGCGUGGGAAGGAAUCGCCCUGCUGGCCUCCAUCUUUCGCACCCUGAGUCUUCCUCCACCUCCUUUGUCACUGUGGUUUCUCCGCCUAUUGCUCUUUCCUGCGCCCCGUUCUCUUAUUGUCAUUUGUGAAAGUUUGUUCCUUCACAUUAUCAUGCCUUAGUAAGGAGAAGAGAUGUGCAACUUGCAGGCAAGGCUCUCUCUUGUCUUCUUCAGUCUCCUGAUCUCAUAUAGCACGGUCUGUGGUGCUAUAUGCCCCUAGUACCUGUUGCUCCAGAGUUUAAGAAAUUUAUCUUGGGGGGGAAAACACGCCACCGCUGUUCAGUUCUCAUUGCCUUUCUUGGUUUCUGGCAAAGCCUCCAGUUGGGUCUGCUCCCACAUUGCAGGUGAGGCAACCUGCAGCCCAGAUGGGUGUGGCCCAAGGGAGCCUGUUUUGCUGCUUUCUAGCUUUCCACUCUGGUGUGGUGUGUUUUGGCUCCUGCAGCCCGUGAAGCAACAGGGUACCUCUUUGAGCCCCAGUGUUCAGCCUUCCCCUUUGCCUAAAGCACAACUUCCCAAAUUCAAGUCAUAGGACUUCCCUGUAAUGAAAUACAAGCUCUGUUACAUUCUCACUGCUCUCAAAUGGGCAAGCUUGGUAAGUAAGGCAGGGAAAGGGAGCCCAGGCAGGCCUAGGAAAAUACAGUGGUACCUCAGGUUACAUAUGCUUCAGGUUACAGACUCUGCUAACCUAGAAAUAGUGCUUCAGGUUAAGAACUUUGCUUCAGGAUGAGAACAGAAAUUGUGCUCUGGUGGCGCAGCGGCAGCAGAAGGCCCCCUUAGCUAAAGUGGUACUUCAGGUUAAGAACAGUUUCAGGUUAAGUAUGGACCUCCGGAAUGAAUUAAGUACUUAACCUGAGGUACCACUGUAUUUUGCAUUCCAAGCAGCCAAGGUAGAGUUGUGAGGAGAAGCCCUGGCCAUGAAGCGGCGUUGGAAAUUACUCUGAUGUGUUUUACCUGAAUGUCAGUUCACCCUGCGCUGUGCAGCCUGAAUGAAACAAAACUCUGGUUGCCUGGAGGCUCUUUGCAGGUGCCCUUGUUAGUGGCUGGCAUAUAGCACACUGUAUAAGGCUAGAAUAAUAACCAUAAUCAGUAAUUACUAGUAUAGUAUAGUAUAAAACAGCUCAUGUAUUGCUAGGCUCCCGGGCUUGGUUUGUUUUUGAAGCAUAGGAGAGAAUCUUCUUUCUAUUUGUAGUAGAUUCUGCACAGAACUUGCUUCUCACAUGACCAAGAUAGAGGGGUCUUCAGAAAUAUCCUCUUCCCUUCAGAUCUGAGGUUGCAUCUUCGUUGCUCAUGCCUUGGCCAGGUUGUGUGUAUUUGGGCAGUUGGGGGGGGGGGGAGUGCAGAAACGCCUUGGCCUGAACUCACAGAUCUCUGUUACUUGGCAAGCCCAGCCAGAUCAGCUGUUCUGGGCUGUCAGCCUGCUCACUUUCUAUCUCUCCUGUUGCUAUUCUUGGUGGCCUCUAUCGCUGACAUCUUGAAGGGCACCUGUGAAACUGUCACCGGAGCCGUCAAAGGGUGGGGGAAUACUGUCUGUGUGUGUGUGUGUGUGAGAGAGAGAGAGAGAGAGAGAUUGUGAUUAUCCAAGCAUUUGUACUAGCCUUUCAACCAACUAGCAUUGCUAGCCUCCAAACAUCAUUGUUUAUUUUUUCAUUUAAAAUACCUUUAUGCUGCCUUCAAGGUUGCACCCACAGUACAACAAUAGUUAGAAGUGGGAUACUUCUUCUCUUUGUUUACUUUCUCUGCCGAUCUUAUCACAGUGAAGGGAAGAGUGGAUCAUGUCAGCCCUUUCCUGGAAUCAUUGUGUUUACCUCUGGCACACUGGCACAUCAGUUUCCAUUGGCCCUUAGUGUUUAAUGCUCUCUGCGUUUGUGUGUUAUGGGUGGAGCAUGCACAGCCUGAAAGGGAGAAGGGGCCCCUUCAGCCACCCAUGUUCGUUUCUCCUGAGGUGACUUUUUACUUUGGCCACUGGUCUGACAUUAUUAUUAUUAUUAUUAUUAUUAUUAUUAUUAUUAUUUAUAUAUGUCUCAGGACAAUUCACAGAAUAAAAUCAUAAUAUAAAGCCACAAAAUACAUAAUCAAAAUACAAACAACAACCCAUUAACCCUGCCAACCCCCAACAUUUUAAAAGGGCAUAGGAUGCCAAUCAAAUCAACCAAAGGCCUGGUUAAAAAGGAAUGCUUUUGCCUGGUGCUUAAAGGCACCAGGCGAACUUCCCUGGGGAGAGCAUUGCACAGAUGGGGAGCCACAGCAAAGAAGGCCCCGUUCUUGUGUUACCACCUUCCAGAUCUCUCGAGGAGGAGGCACACGAACAAGGGCCUUGAUACAAGGCAUCUUCCUCUGGUGAAAUGACAGGUGACAAAAUAGCUCCUUAGAUACCAUUUUCAGGUGUGGGCACCAGCGUGGUUCCCUUUGGGAGGCAUGAAGAUUUAGGAGUCAGGGAGAACAGCAGGGAACCCUCUUGAUGCUGGGAAUUAUGCAUGUUUUUGCAUUAAAAUAACUGAAGUGAAAAUGUAUCGCUUUGUCCAUCCUUCAUCCCUUCUGGCAAGACAAAAAGUUAUCCUGUGGUUUCACUUCUUAGCCUUGCGGCCGAGAAAGAAAGCAGAAGUUCUCGAAACAGAUAUUCCUCAUAUGUUCUCCAGCCCUUUUUGGUUCAAACUCUGAAAGAAAGAACAGAAAGUUCUCUUGCGUAGAUUCUGUGUAGCUUCCUUUUACUUUUGUCUUUCCAGCCUGUCUGGGGCUCACAAGGCGCCUCUUAAAUCACAAAGGAACUUGGCGCUGGGGAGGGUCCUGUUGCACUUCGAGAUUUUGUUUGACUGUUGCAGGGCACUCCUGGAAGUCACACUUGGCGUGGGUCCUGCAAGGCUGCCUUGGUUUUGUUUAGGACUAGCACAGCCGUCUGCCCUGGUGGUUGUACUUCAUGGGACUCCUUUCCCACUUUGACACGGCUGAGUCCCAUAUAGGCUUCAUGGGCGCUGGGGAGCAGUUAAGACUUUUGAGGGAGCUCUUGUCAGGCGUUGCCAUGGGAACAGAGAGGGAAGGUGACUCAGAGGCUCUGGUGGAAUCCCCUUCGCAGGCAGGAAGAGCAUUUGCCCAUUGCACAACAGGCGUGGAUGUCUCUGAGGCCUGGAGUGGGAACUCUGCAAGCAUCAGCUAGAGGGGCGAAAUUGUUUUCCUUCUGUAGUCUUGCUCGGAUACCAUUGCAUGGUUGGUGCAGCCAAGUGGGCUCUGUUGUCAGGCAAGAGGAGGGGAGAAGGGGGAUCAUGCCCUCAGUAUUAGGUUUGUCUAUCUACGUGCUCAGGCGCUGUAUCCCAGAUAUGCACAGAUCUGUCUUUCCCUCUGCUUCCUAUCAAAUGCAGAGAUGUGACUGAGGGUUGAGUAAGCUUGUGCCGGACCACUUGGGCUCCCCAUGCCCAUACAGUGCCCAUAAGAGGUUGGGCCACGGCAGUGCUAUUUUUCUAGAAAAAGAAGCACCAUAACUCACCAAGGCACUGUGGUUGAAACCACAGAGCCUAGGGCUUGCCGAUCGAUCAGAAGGCUGGCGGUUCGAAUCCCUGCGACGGGGUGAGCUCCCGUUGCUCUGUCCCUGCUUCUGCCCACCUAGCAGUUCGAAAGCACGUCAAAGUGCAAGUAGAUAAAUAGGUACCACUCCGGCGGGAAGAUAAACGGCGUUUCCGUGCGCUGCUCUGGUUCGCCAGAAGCGUUUUAGUCCUGCUGGCCACAUGACCCGGAAGCUGUCUGCGGACAAACACCGGCUCCCUUGGCCAGUAAAGCGAGAUGAGCGCCGCAACCCCAGAGUCGUUUGCGACUGGACUUAACGGUCAGGGGUCCCUUUACCUUUUAACUCACCAUGAACCCCUCCCUCCUCUGAUAAUGGCAACAGCACCCACCUGAGAAGGGCCGGAACUGAGUUGUGGUGAGUUCCGUCUGAAAUAAAAGCCCUGGGCCCAGGUGCCCCCAAGGAGUUUGCCCAGAGAGAUGGGACUGCCUUUUCUGGGGCUGGGGACAAAGAUUGGUUGCUCUUCCUCACACUGUUGUGGGUAGCAAGCCAGGCAGCUGAAGUUGGCUGCGAUCAGGAGGGAACAAGGUCUUGGUCUGUUUCCAAUUACGAGGACAGCAGUGGUAGUGGGAGCAGCACCUUGGAGAAGUCGGGUUUCAGGAGCUGCAGGGAACUGCCUUGCCAGAGUUUGCGCUCUGAGCAUUCCUGAGAGGGGCCCGGUGGGUCUGUCUGGCUGUAUGAAUGAGAGGCGAGUACUUGCUGGAAGCCAGGCGUGGAAGCUGAGUGGCCCUUUGGAGUGAUUUGGGACCUGCCCAGGGGGUUGAAAGCCAAGGAGGAGGGGACACCAGGUUGGAGAAAAGGUGUCAUGGUACGUCAGCCUCCUUUUCCAGAAGGAUACUCAGAAAUGAAGGGUUGCUACCCAGUCAGGGCCAAAGGUGACCUGCGCUUGUUGGGCUACUUGUGAGCAGGAGGAACUCGUUAUGCUGAGCUGAGUUGAUUUAAUAUUUGUAUCCUGCUUUUCCAGCAACAGAUGUCGAGCUCAAAGUGGCUCACAAUGAUUGCAGUGGCAUUAAAAAACAACACACAUUGCUGUCAUUUUAAUGCCAAACACAGUAGCAUAUAAGGCAAACAACAACAACAAAUUCACAUGAAAACAAAACGAUACAAUUCAGUAAAGUCAUAGUAUUGCCAGAAUCCUUCAUGAUCACAUGGACUCUCGCUCCAGAACAAUGAAAAACAGAUUAGCUAUUUGUUGUCCAACGCAUUGUUUUUCAGCACUGCAAUGGGUGGAAGCUGCAUUCGCUGUGCAUUCACUGUAGGCAUUUACAUGGAACUAUGCAGUUAAAAACUCUUUGGGGUGGGUCGGCAAGGGGUGUCCAGAGGAACACUAGCAGCGAGAAGCUCAGGAAACCAGCCGCCAGUUGCUCCUCAGCACAGAAUUCUGUCGCUUUUCCAGCUGAGCCAGUGCAGGCAAGGGAGGGGAUCUGCAGCCAAGGUGAAUUUAAAUCAGGGAUUUAAAUCACUAGUCAGUAAGACUUGAUUUAAAUCAUAUUUUUUUUACAGACUCUUUCUUGCUGGUAUAAUCUUAAUAUUUACAACUGGGAAGAAGGGCCUGGAACCAGUGAACUCUUAUUAGUUGACUGGCAAGCACUUCAAGGUCUCGCCAAGGACUUACAGAUCCCAGUUACUAUUUCCACCACACCCCACUUUGGAUUUGCUUCCACAUUCAGGUUCCUAUUCUGUACAGUUAAGUGUUAGUGCAGUUGUUGGAACCCAGUGGGAUUGGGAAGAGGUUGCCAGCCCUGAAGUGCCUUCAGCGCUUGCCUCAAGUCGUGAGUUGCACAGACAUGCAAUUGACUUGCACAAUGAUUACACAAAGAUCCCAAGACUUGCGGAGUAUUCUGCUCACACGGUUGCACUUUCAUUUUUACUGCUUCACACUUAGCUACUUGCGCAUGUCCCUGACUCAUUUCUCAUCUGCCCACCGCCACCCCUCUUACAAGCGGCCUCUGCUCCUGGGGAAGGAGCACUGAAUUCAGCGGAGGGAGAGGGGAAGACCUAGGCAUGGAAGUCAGAAGCACAUUCUGUGUUCAGAGGAGCUGCCGGGCUGCCUGGCUCUCUCAACUAGCAGCUCCUAUAGAUCAGCUGGAGGUAGGGAGACAGGGGCCUGUUGGGGGCUUUGUCAGGCAAGAUGAUGUGCUAGGCAGUUUGCAACGUGGUCUGGCUCUAGCAGCGGGCUCUCGGUGUGCUGAGAGGAGGGGUGCAUACCCUCUUCCAGUGUGCAUUUGUCCGAAAUGUCUGAACCAGGGUUGAACAUUGAGCCGUUCUAACUCCUGUGUGCAUGCAAUCUGCAGCAAGUGAACACCGGAUUGGGGACCCUUCCCUUGCCUGCCAGUGGCUGCUGGGUCCUCUGCAAAUUCUGACCGCUGUCUUUCUUUUCCUCCUUGCUUUCCCCACCUUAGGGCGAUGAGUCUAAGCCCCUGCUGCCCACUCCCUCCAGCCCACCCAAGCCCUUAAAUGGAGCCGAGCACAACUGCCACAACCUGCCUUCAGCCCGGACGGACGAGCAGGCUCUGCUGUCAUCGAUCCUCGCCAAGACAGCCAUGUGAGUUGAGCGCGUUUUUCUUUAACAAGGAGGUGAAAAGUCAAACGGGAUUCAUAAAAACAUAGAAUUGCAGAGUUGGAAAGAACCCAAAGGGCCAUUUAGGCCAACCCCCCUGCAAUCCGGUAGCAGAACGACUAGGACCAAAACAGGCUGUGCUGAACCAAAAGCAGCCUUCCCCAUCCAGGUGACGUUUUUGUCUACAGUUCCCAUCAGCCCCAGGUUCCUACGUGGUGCUGGGGAUGCUGGGAGUUGUAGUUCAAAACGUCUGGGCAGCUCCAGUUUUGCAAGAGCCGGCUUCGCAUAUCUCUGGCGGAGGAGCCUCCUGAACCACUUUCUGCAGAACUCUGAGGGUGGGAAGGACCUUGCGUGCUCAGAGGACCAAGGAUUGGAAGCAAGCAGUGGGGAAAGGACUGUGCCCCUCCUGGCCUGCCUGUGGUCUUCCAGCGGGGCACCGGCUAUGCUGGUCUCACACAUUCUAAGGGAAACCUCCAAGGAAGGGGGGACCCUGUGACCCCUCAGAUAGUUUGGGUUAAUUUCUCCUUCAGGGAGCGGGUCUUCCCAAGGCUGGGCCAUUAAGAUUCUGGGCCAGCGACAGCUAAAGUUUGCAACACCCAAAAAAUCAGAGUAAAAAGUACAGUGCAGAAGCUGCCUACCCGUGCUUGGCACGCUGGUGGAGGGUCCAUUCUCAGGUCUCCAUCGGCUGCUGAGAGGGUGGGUAUGCGCAGGACAUUUACUUUUAUUAAAUUUAUAUCCCACCUGUCAGGGGGCUGCCAUCGGAACAGGGGAGGGAGCCAGGGGGAUACAGAGCGCCUCAGGUGCUUCUGAGGAGCAGUGCCUCAUUGAGCGGUGGGGAAAGCCACGCCUCCAGUGGAGCAGAGGGGGAAGGGGGGAGCCAAGCGAGGGGAGGGCUCCAGGAUGCUACUGAGAGCCCAAGCGCAUAACCUAGCCCGGCUGGCUAGGAGGCAUCCGUGCCGCUUCCGUUGCCCAGCUUACACAGAAGGGUGAAACGUAAGGGGGGGAGGCGGAGAAUUGGGGUGUUUAAGUUCUUAUGUUUGGGGGGGGGACCAGAAGGGGCCACUCCUGGAAUCGGCAAGUGACUAAGACGGAGAUGAACUUUGUAGAUCUGCACUGUAAAUAGUUUUGCAAAAUAAAACCUGUACAAGACAGGUUGGAGUCCUGACUGGUUACUCACGAACAACCACCAACAGCAUCUGACACCGCCCUUCCUCUCAAGGGUGGAAAGCACAUCAACAAUAAAACAAGUUAAAAGGUCUUUAAAAAACAAUUCAAAGGAAAAGAGAGAGAAAAAACAAUUGUGCAUGGUCAGGUAUAAGAUGAGAUUAGAGAGACAGAGAGAGAAAUUUACAAAAGAGGCAAUACGGCAGUAUUCCAAGGUCAGACGUAUAAACAGCGGGUCAAAAACUUUUAUAACCGAAACCAGUGUCGGAUGAAUUGGCGUUUGGGUGGGAUUUGCCACCCACGAGACGAUUGUUAAAUGAGCUAUUAAAAAAAUCCACCAGACCAGCUGCAGAGUCCAGCGCAUCCACUUCCCCUCUGAGAACCUGAAGCAGGUGGGUCGGGGUCUCUGAUCUCUGCCCUUGCUUUCUUGCAGCAACAUCAUUGACGUUUCGGCCGCAGAUCAGCAAGGCAUGGAGCAGCACGAGUACAUGGAUAGAGCCAGGCAGUACAGGUAGGUUCCCCCCCAUCUUCUCCCCACCUGCUUCGUUGCCCUUCACCUGCCAAUUUUCGGGACCCUAAACUUAAGAGGUGGGCUGCUAAACACACAAACUGGGUACCAGGCAACUGAGAAUUGCUCUGCUGUGGGACUCCAUACUGGUCUGGGACCGAGAUGCUUCACAGGCCUGGCCCCGCUUCACCUAGAAGUGGAAAUAAUGUUCUCCCUUUAGAGCCGGGGUGGGCAGAUCAGAGUCUAUGGAUUUGCUUUGAGUCUCUGAACUGAUCCACUCCUGGUUAGCCCACCGUUUAUUUGUUUGAGGCGAAUAAUUUAGUGGGAGGUGGGGUGGGGUGGCGAGGGAAUAAUUUUGCUGUUCUUUUAGGAGCCAGAAGUGUCUGCUGGAAAACACCCAGAUCCAUAGCUGUCAACUUUUCCCUUUUCUUGCAAGGAAUCCUAUUUGGAAUACGGGAAUUUCCCUUAAAAACAGGGAAACGUUGGCAGCUAUGCCCAGAUCGGCCUUAGGGCAGCAGUUCCCAAACUCCCCACCCUGGAACGCUGAAAAAUUCUGAGCAUCUCGGUGAUCUUUUCUUUAUUUUUGCCUUUUAUAACAAUUGCAAUACGCUGUACUAGAUGCUGUAGGGCUGUAUUUUUACAAACAUCAAAUGACCUGAACCACAGGUGGUCCACAGACCCCGUUGUCGUCCCACACCUUAGAGCAAAGCCUAGAUGCCCACUUCCUUCUUUUUGCUCCCUGCUGGUCGGUCUCUCUCGCUCUCUCACACACACUCCCUUUGCUUCUCCUUCCUUUCCUUCCAGCACCAGGCUGGCCAUGUUGAGCAGCAACCUGAUGCACUGGAAGAAGCUCUCGACGCUCCCAUCGCUCACCACGCAGCCCCAUCAAGUGCUUGCCAGCGACCCCGUUCCCUUCGCAGACUUGCAGCAGGUGGGUACGCUCCCCCCAGGGCCACGAGGCUCUGACGCCCACUGACGCCGUCCCCCUGAAGCACGGCUGGAGAACACCUGUGGCCCUGCAGGUGGUGGGGUUGGACCACGACUGUGUCGUCCCGAAAGAGAGCUCGCGUGGCAUAGUGGGUAGAGUGUCAGGCUAGGUCGGACUUGGAAGACUAGGGUUCAAAUCCCCACUCGGGCACGAAGCACCCUCCAUGGGCAACCUUUGGGUCAUCAGCUGAACCUCCCUCACAGGGUUGUUGUGGGGUGGGGGACUCUGAAUUCCAGCCCUGCUUUGGCUCUGGAAGCUGGCAGAGUGAGCUGGCCAUGUGCACCAUCAAUGCUCAGCUGCGGGGCUGGGGCACGCCACCCUUCAGUAUCUAAUCAAUAGAUUAGAUCCUCUUUUUAAAAAGGGAGCUGGCCAGAGUCACUCUGUGGUUAUCAGCAGCUGCUGCCAUGGUGCCUCUCAGGACUGGUUGUUGAGAAGCAGCCGUGGGAGACGCUUCUGGCUGCCUUUCCCUGCUUUUGUGGGAUGCUGGAUGUGCCCAGGAGGACCACUGGGCUGGAUGAAUCUGCAGAUGGAUCCAGGUCCACUUUCUCGCCCCAGAUCGACGUGUCCUGCCCGAUUUUGUACGCUGCUUCAGAAAGUUUUCUGAUUAAGCAGUCUCUACAGUUUUUGUGGGACGCGGGUGGCGCUGUGGGUUAAACCACAGAGCCUAGGACUUACCAAUCAGAAGGUUGGCGGUUCGAAUUCCUGCGACGGGGUGAGCUCCCGUUGCUCGGUCCCUGCUCCUGCCAACCUUGCAGUUCAAAAGCACAUCAAAGUGCAAGUAGAUAAAUAGGUACUGCUCCGGCAGGAAGGUAAACUUGACUAUGCUACCACUCAGUGGAUUUGUAACUGGCUGACUGACCGAACCCAAAGGGUGCUCAUCAAUGGGGGCAGGCAAGGCCGGCCCUUCCAGGAGGCAGAGAGAAGCAGCUGCCUCGGGCGGCAAAUUCCGCAGGGCCAAAAACGGCCAGGAACGUGAGCUUGUGUGGUCUGCCCAGAGGUAGUCUGCUGCCGCAGGGUGCGGUGGAGGAAUGUUGCAUCCCCAGCUCUGAAGAAAUAGUCAACUUUUGCCCGGAAUUUUUGCAUUCGGGCAGCGAACAGGCUGCUCAUGGCAGCAGAGGCAUUGCGUCUUCACCUGUGGCCUCGCGCACCAGCAAUAUCCAGUUCCGCCUUCGCCACGCAGGGGACCACGGGAUGUUUUGGCCUCUGUGUGCUGGUUGGGGCUGAUGGGUGUUCGGAUUCCGAAACAUCUAGAGGUCCCCAUUUUGGCAAAAGCUGAAUCACUGGCGCUUUUGAGUUUGCAUACGGGCCUUGUCUAAAACUGAAAAAGGCUUGCCCCCUCCCCCCCAGCCCUGAGUUCAAAUCUUGCCCCCUAGAAUACGCUGGUUUUUGGGUGACGUGAAUCUUCUCCUGGAGUGCCCUGUAUACGGCUCACCCCUCCCUUCUCCCCGUCUCCCCGCAGGUAUCCCGGAUAGCUGCGUACGCCUUCAGUGCUCUCUCCCAGAUCCGAGUGGAUGCGAAAGAAGAACUGGUUGUACAGUUUGGGAUCCCCUGAUGCCGAUCCCGCAGACGUCUGCAACUUCUUGUUUUUUAACAACCUCCCACUUUUCCUUUCCUCUCCUUCGCCACGGUCGGCUUUUCACUGCAGUGGGACUUGUACGGAUCAGCGAUACACUGAACUUCCUGCCACUUGCGCCCCAGAGACAGUCGCCUCCGCCAGCUGCCAGCUCCCCGGGGCUGGUCGGACCCACGUUUCUUCCCCCUCCCGUGUGUGUUUUUUGGGGGGGCAUAUUGGUGCCAGCCCGUACAUGAAUUGGUUUCAGGAGGGGGCAGGCCCUGAACACUGCAUGCUAAGCCCGACUCCUAAAGAGGUGAGCACCGCACUAUUGGUUAUCGAGGGGACGGGAUCCUGAGGCCCACUGAUGGCGGGGGGGGGGGCAGCUGUGCUCGCUUUCAUUAUUUACCUUUUUCCCCCCUAAUAAGGCUCUGAAAUUCUUGCCUCCGGGGUUAGGGGGCUGAGAUGCGUUGCAGCUGCUGCCUGCCCCUUCCCACUUGGGGUUCAUCCUGCAUUACUUUCCCAUUGCUGCCUGCAGAAUGCUGGGCCUCCUUUUUAGGAUUUGGGGGGGAACCAACGAAGGGUGCGUUGGGUUGUCUUCUUCUUCCUAAUGGGAAGGAGGGGAGGGAAGAAGCCAAAGAGCAGCUUGCGGGGGGAGGGGUGGGGGAGCGGGACACAUCCUGCAGCUCCUCUUUUUUUGGUGUCUCACCCAUCACCACCCGCUUUUUAAGUGGCUCAACUGUCGUUUCGUUUUAAUUUUUUGGUUUCCUUUUUUUUUGCUAAAGUAGAUAAAAUAUAAGUACGUUCAUCAUCCACGCAAAA